GUGACUUUACCGAAAGAAUCAAUAAUAUGAAUUCCUGCAGUCACGAAAGUUUUAAGUCAAAAUUCAGGUUGAGAUUGGCAAUCAAAUACGUGGGAGUGAUUCUGCUGUCUGGGCGUGCUGUACACAGGUCCACGGUGAGUGUGCAGCUCGAUCCUUCUACUAAGCAGGCGUCUCUAGAGCCGAGUGGGACGGAGCCGCUCCUAACGUCGUCGGCAUGGCCUCCAGUGUGGCGCUCUCCAGAAACACGGCGGUUGUGGUGGUGGUUGGUGGUGUCAUUAUUCUGUCGGGUAGAGUGAGUGACGGCCGUGGAAAGGCGACUGUGUGAAGCAUCACUGCCAACAUACCCGCUCCUCCCUCCCUCCACCAAUAUCGUUGAAACCCGUGACAGUGCUGAUAUUGUGCCUGUUUACGCAAGAGAGCCUCACUGAUGAGUCUCCAGCGUGUUUUCAGGAGGGUCCUGCCAAGCAAGCAACUGCUUAGCAGUGGGCUGGACGUCCGUCCUGCCUUGUCAAAUGCACCGCUGUGAAAGAGACGCUGCAGUCGGAGGGACCGCGUCCCCGAAAUCCCACAAGCGGCGUUGCAACUCGGAGCAACGGAGCGCACACAACAUUGCGCGGAGCCGAGAGUGCGUGGCGGAGUGGCGGCGGGGCUUUGAGUUCCUCCUUUGUAUCCGCCGCGCCCGAGAAGUGGGGGUUCGCGUGAGUGGGGUUCGCACACAGAGCCCGCCCCUGUCGCCGUCUCCCGGCCGUGAGCAUCUCCUGGUAACAAAACUCCACAAGCACCAACAAAGCGGCGUCCCUCGCACCGUGGCCGUCAGCAGUGCGCGGCUGGCAAAGGGCCCAGCAAUCAGCUUCACGUUCAGUGACGGCUGCCCCAGCACCGCGGGCUUGACAAGCAUGGACGAGGUGGGGAGUGCGGUGAGGGAGACACAGAGCGCGAGGAACGCGGAAACCUCGCGGCACGACACUCUGGAGCAGCAGCGCGCGGGGCACACGCGGUGCAAGGUCCUGGCGCAGAGGGCGCACGCGGCACGCGCCAGCGAGGAGCGGCUGAACCGGGUAGAGGCGGAGAGGGACGCUCUGAGCGCUCGGCUCCGGGAGGCCGAGUUGCAGACUGAGGCCCUGAGCUGCUCGCUGCUGCAGCAGGAGGAGGAGAGGCGCUUCCAGAGCGCCAUGGUGGAGGAGGAGAGGCGCGGGAACCGUGCCCGCGAGCAGCAGCUGGAGAUGAGAGUGCAGGCCCUGCGGGACCUGCUGUUGGUUCAGGCCGUGGAGGUGGAGGUUGCCCGUGAGAGUCUCACCCUCUCGCCGCUCAGGGCCCUUGUGCCGGAGUUUGGGCUAAGCGUACCUACAUGCGCCACCUCCGCCUCGGUGAGCUACUCCCGCUUUCGCCUCGCGAGGGAGCACCCCUGUGGCCCCCCGCUCCGGGCCAGCGUCUCCACGGGAGCGCCCCGGGCGGGGCGCCCCUGCGACGCUGCCAGCACCCCCGGGUGGCCCAGCAAUCGUGCGGCCACCAGGAGGCCCCUCACCAUGUCCGCCCUGGCCGAGGCCCCGGCAGCCCCAUGGGGCAGCCUCCUCCGCCGGGAUGGUGACACGACGCGAGGGAAGGGUGGCGGCAUGGAGAGCGGUGCUUCUGCUCCUGCUCACUCCAACUCCAAAUUCCCGUGGAGCUGGCUGCAGGUCGUGGAGGUCGGUCCGAGCGGCCGCUUCGUGCAGGUGCUCAACUCAAGCGCGCGGCACAGCGAGGAGCUGGGCGGGUGCCUCCUGCAGCAGCUCCACACGGCGGGGGGAGGCAGCUGCCAGCCGAGGGGGACCCCAAUUGCCAUCUAUCGCUUCCCCCAUGAGCUGCGCCUGCCGCCCGGCGUGGCUAUCACGGUGUGGGCAGGGGCCAGCGGGGUCAGUGCCUGCCCCCCCACGGAUUUGUUGUGGGCAGAGUGGCCGCGGUUUAAGACGGGCUCGCACAUCGCCACUGCGCUCUGCCGACCAAAUGGACAGCUCAUCACGUGGCACUGUGCCCAGCGUCGCCCAGCCAGCUGUGUGGAGGGCACGAGCCCAAGAGUACUGAGGGGUCCUUCUACACAGGAGGCUCCUGCCGCACAGAUUCUCGGUGUGGAUGGCAUUGGCAGCGAGAAGCAGAGAGACGAACCACGCUCCAUGGAGGCGGCUCGGAGGGCUGCCCCAAGAUCUGCGAGAACGACCACAGCAACUAUGGCUGUUCCUCCACUUCGGGCACAAACGCCGCAGGGCCGACACUAGCCACAGACUCCCACUCCUCGCUUUAGCAUCCAGGGCCCACACACGUUGUAAUGCGCAAAUGUGAUUUUCCUAGAAUAUUUAAGCUGCCGAUUCUGAAAAUUGGGGUAUUGUUUUUGUAAAGCUUUUGGGGACCGCACAGCACAACUGUCCUUUAAUGUUAUUUUGUUUAACUAGGUGAACACUCAAAAUACCAGGAUAGUCUAAUUCGGAAGUGACAAAAGCAAAGCAAACAAAAUAAAGUACAGGAAGGAAGAAAAUAUAAAUCAUAACAAGAGAAAUGGAAAACACUUAACAAACACACAUCUUUGCCAAAUAGUAAACUCUCUACAGCGCAAGUCCACUCAAUAAGAUUAAACAGAGACUAAUCAUAGUACAGUGGGGUUCAAACUUGCUUGUGCAUUUGUUGAAGGGGUAAAAUGGUAUAUCCACAUGCAAGACAAGUAUAUGCUUGGCAAUCGCAUCUGCGUACAAAUCAAAAUGCAACACUGUUAUCUCACUUUAAUUCAUUUUAUAUACAACUGACAAACUCUCGCGACUGCAUACUCUUGAAGAAGUAUGUUGCGACCGAUAGAAUAAGGGGAAAGCACGAGAAUUUGGGAUAAUGAACAGGUGAUGCAAAUUAGGGGUGGGGGUGCAUGGACAUCUGUGAAAAAGAGCUUUAGAGCUCAUCGUGUUCCUCCAGUAUAAAUAUUCUGACUGUGGGAUGGCAUAGGUAGAAGCAUGGAGGUAUUUUGUGACUCAACAAAAAGGUGCCAGGUAGGGAUGAACAAUCGGGGCAGGUAAUUGGAAGGGAUAUGUGAACUACCUUGCCUGGUAUACAGGAGAUCGUGGGUUCGAUCCAGACCCUGACGCCUGUAUAUUCGCACCUCGGAUUAGCGCAGUUGACUACGUAUAGUGCGAAAGAAGUUCAACAUACGGUACAGUUGGGGAGGCUCUGUGUUUUGGAAUGGGAAUGCGUAGAGCCAAGCUGCCUGUGAAGGGCCAGCGAGGGCAGCGUGUUGCUGGCAGACGUAAAGUGGUAGCACGCACACAUCAUGCACAUGGGACCCAUUGUACUAUGUUCCUAUUUGUGACAAGUUGGAAUGCACCGUUGAUAAUAAAAGUAACGUAGAGAUGUAUUCUGCUGGUCAGUGUUUACUGAACUUAAGUUAAAUUUCCCUUAUUUGAUCUCGUGUUCAACACUGGCGCGAUCACAAACAUCGCCUUGGUAGUUCAGUUAGGUAGUUCCACCUCAUUACGAACCAGACGAUCAGAGUCACCACGACAGAACAUUCUGGUGAAAAAGAAAACCAACAAUCUCACUAAAAACAUCCAUCUCUGAGUGUGAAUAUGUACAUUGAUGUAUGCUAUUAACACUGAGAUAAAUAACCAUGUUGGUUUCCAAUAGAACAAUAACGUUUGAUCUGUGUGUCUAAGCAUCUUUAUUAUCUUAUUAAAGAC
This is a messenger RNA of Lethenteron reissneri (Far Eastern brook lamprey), 3692 nucleotides long. Its product is annotated as lamin-B2-like. NCBI's taxonomy places the organism in Eukaryota, Metazoa, Chordata, Hyperoartia, Petromyzontiformes, Petromyzontidae. The record is from RefSeq and is a predicted model, not a curated record. Gene Ontology annotation, cellular component: nuclear envelope; cytoplasm.